Bombina bombina (fire-bellied toad) is the source of this 2362-nucleotide messenger RNA. RefSeq names its product beaded filament structural protein 1 (gene BFSP1). Bases 2 to 1996 code for a protein of 664 amino acids. Gene Ontology annotation, molecular function: structural constituent of eye lens. The record is from RefSeq and is a predicted model, not a curated record. Gene Ontology annotation, cellular component: cytoplasm; intermediate filament. The transcript has 8 exons. Gene Ontology annotation, biological process: lens fiber cell development. Lineage: Eukaryota; Metazoa; Chordata; Amphibia; Anura; Bombinatoridae.
UAUGUAUAAAACAAGUUAUUUGCGUGAGGUUCGCAAAGAAAAAUAUGAAAGAUCUGAUGGCUUUGAUGAGCAAAGUCUAGUAGAUUUUAGCAACUUAGGUCUGUCACAGGUACAAGGCCUUGAAAACUUGCAGGAAUUAAAUGAAAGAUUUGCUAAUUACAUUAAUCGAGCAAGAGUGUUGGAACAAAGAAAUGCCAUCUUUAGGAAGCAGUUGGAGACAUUCCAAAGAAUGGAUGAAAUAUCUGGCCUGGAAGAAGCUUUUUCAGAACAAAUUGAGCUAAAUCGACAGAGAAUCCGUGAGCUCUCAUCUGACCGAUCCAAACUAGAAAGGGAAUACAAGGAUGCCCAAAGAAUGCUUGACGGAUAUAAAAACAAGUACAGAAAUGAAUGUGAGUAUCAGCAACUUCUCAAAGAUAAUCUUCAAAAUCUUAAUAAGGAGGCUGAUGAAGCUUUAUUAAGUAAUCUUGAACUUCAAAUUGAAUCACAGUUCCUGCAAGAUGACAUUAAUGCGGCAAAGGACAGGUACAAAAAGAAUCUCAUGGAAAUUCAGACCUAUGUCAACAUAUUACAGCAGAUUAUACAAACAACACCUCCCAUGACUGCCAUAACCGCUGGCAUGUAUGAGGAAAAGCUGAUAUCUGAGAGAAGAAUUCCAAUACUGCAGAGCCAACUGGAGGAAUAUAAAAGUCUGCUUUGUCAGCUGCAGGCUCAGAAGUUUAAACUACAGUCUGAGACUUCCAUGCUUGAGCAAGCAAUUAAGAAUACGCAAGAGAGCUAUGACGAUGAGAUACAGCUUUACAAUGAACAAAUUGAAAUACUAAGAAAGGGGAUAGAAGAGGCUGAAAAAGCACUGGAGAAAUAUACAAAUGAUUGUCGUCAACUGGUAAUAUAUCAGCAAUCCUUGGAGAAUGAGUUGGAAAGAUAUAAGCGCAUAAUCGAGAACGAAGAUAACAGAUUAAACUCAGCAAUAGUUGGAACCCCUAUUACACUCUUUAUGCAAAGCUACAAAUCCUCUCAAACAUCGCCAACAAGAGGAAAAGAUAUUACAAUGGCAAUACAAGAUAUAGCAACAGCAAAACCAAGGCAAAGAGGAUUCUCAAAGAAAACAUCAAGGAGAAAAGAGUUAACAUCUUUUGACAAAACAGAUAUUACAAGUGAAGUAAAAUCUGUUGAGAUAGGUCAAGAGGGUUCUGAUGUGAGGCAUGUUGAGCUUACAUUUGAUAGUUCACUACAGGGUGAUGCUGAAAAAGAUGUAGCCUUUCAUGAGCAAGACUUGUCCCCAGAAGAUGUACCAGAUGGAGCACAAAUAAGUAAAGCAUUUGAUAAACUAUGCAAUAUUGUAAGAGGAAGAAUAAGAGGCUACAAGAAACCAGAGCCUUCUCCAGAAUUCUUUACCAAAGGUCGCUAUGUACUUGUGACAGGAGAAUCAAGUUAUAUGGAUCCUUAUUUCUAUUCAUCAACCCCUCAAGCAGCCGGCAGAGUCAAUGUUAGCAUUAUUUAUGAUGUAACUCCUGAAGAUGACAUUGUUCUUCCUAUUCCAGAGUUGCCAGAACCUUCUGAGUCUUCAGAAAGUGAAAGUGAUGAAAAUAGUUCAGAAGAUCCAAAAAUUGGUGAACCAGAAGAUGACAGCAUACCAAAGGGAGAUACGGGGGGAAAAAAGGAUACAAAUGGUGGAAAAUCAGAGGACAAAGAAGAGGAAGAAGAAGCAAAAAAACCACCAGAUGUCAUAAAACCUGAUCAUACACCUGAAAAGCAACCAAGAAAUUCAUCAUCCUCAGACUCGGUAAAUCGAAAAAGAAGCAGCACUGGUAGAAAUAAUGAUAAAGAAGAUAGUGGUUUAAUGUCAUUCAGGGGAAGCGAUUUGCCCAGUUCUAUGAGCUAUGAAAAAGUUGAAGUGGUAGAAUCAAUUGAAAAGAUUUCAGACAAUAGAACGAAGAGUUAUGAAGAAACAGCUAUGAUUGUGGAAACCAUGAUUGAGAAAACAAGAAAAAAGUAAAAUGAAAAAUAGUAUUAGAGUUUGGCAAAUUAGUUUUAAAUGAUUAUACCUGUUCCACUUAAUACAUUGGCAAAUUAAAGGGACACUGAACCCAAUUUUUUUUGUGAUUCAGAUAGAGCAUGCAAUUUUAAGCAACUUUCUACUUUAUUCCUAUUAUCAAUUUGUCUUUGUUCUCUUGCUAUCUGUAUUUGAAAAAGAAGGCAUCUAAGCUUUUUUUGGUUCAGUACUCUGGACAGCACUUUUUUAUUGAUGGAUGAAUUCAUCCACCAAUCAGCAAGAACAACCCAGGUUGUUCACCAAAAACGGGCCGGCAUCUAAACUUACAAUCUUGCAUUUCAAAUAAAGAUACCAAGAGAAUGAAGAAAA